This is a messenger RNA of Melitaea cinxia (Glanville fritillary), 2480 nucleotides long. It is a transcript of the gene Vha55, whose product is annotated as V-type proton ATPase subunit B. Bases 97 to 1581 code for a protein of 494 amino acids. Gene Ontology annotation, molecular function: proton-transporting ATPase activity, rotational mechanism; ATP binding. NCBI's taxonomy places the organism in Eukaryota, Metazoa, Arthropoda, Insecta, Lepidoptera, Nymphalidae. Gene Ontology annotation, cellular component: proton-transporting V-type ATPase, V1 domain. The record is from RefSeq and is a predicted model, not a curated record. Gene Ontology annotation, biological process: proton transmembrane transport; ATP metabolic process. The transcript has 11 exons.
AGUGGCAUAGACAAAACAUCUAUUCGUCAGUUUUCGGGCGAGGAGGCAGCGUAGUUUGGUGUUUUAUUGAGCGGCCUGCCAAAAGAAAACUGAAUCAUGGCUAAAACCCUUUCGGCUACCCAGGCAAAUAAAGAACAUGCUCUGGUCGUACAGCGCGACUUCAUAUCCCAGCCCCGUCUGACUUACAAGACGGUGUCAGGUGUAAACGGGCCGCUGGUCAUCUUGGAUGAGGUCAAAUUCCCCAAAUUCUCUGAGAUUGUACAACUCAGACUCGCAGAUGGCACCCUACGGUCUGGACAGGUUCUGGAAGUCAGCGGCUCCAAAGCCGUCGUCCAAGUGUUCGAAGGUACAUCAGGUAUCGACGCCAAGAACACUCUUUGCGAGUUCACCGGCGACAUCUUGCGUACACCCGUCUCUGAGGACAUGUUGGGUCGUGUAUUCAACGGAUCCGGCAAGCCCAUUGAUAAAGGUCCCCCAAUCCUGGCCGAGGACUUCUUGGAUAUCCAGGGUCAACCCAUCAACCCCUGGUCACGUAUCUACCCAGAGGAAAUGAUCCAGACUGGUAUUUCCGCCAUUGACGUAAUGAACUCCAUCGCUCGUGGUCAGAAGAUCCCCAUCUUCUCAGCCGCUGGUCUGCCUCACAACGAAAUUGCCGCUCAGAUCUGUAGACAAGCCGGUCUUGUCAAGGUUCCUGGCAAGUCAGUCCUAGAUGACCACGAAGACAACUUUGCCAUCGUGUUUGCUGCUAUGGGUGUGAACAUGGAAACAGCUCGUUUCUUCAAGCAGGACUUUGAAGAGAACGGUUCCAUGGAGAAUGUGUGCCUGUUCUUGAACCUCGCCAACGACCCCACCAUCGAGAGGAUCAUCACCCCUCGUCUGGCACUCACCGCUGCCGAGUUCCUGGCUUAUCAGUGCGAGAAACACGUGCUGGUAAUCCUGACAGACAUGUCUUCGUACGCUGAGGCUCUCCGUGAGGUGUCCGCUGCCCGUGAGGAAGUGCCCGGACGACGUGGUUUCCCAGGUUACAUGUACACGGAUUUGGCUACAAUCUACGAGCGCGCGGGACGUGUCGAAGGUCGCAACGGAUCCAUCACUCAGAUCCCCAUCUUAACUAUGCCUAACGACGACAUCACCCAUCCCAUUCCUGACUUGACGGGUUAUAUUACUGAGGGACAGAUUUACGUAGACCGUCAGCUCCACAACAGACAGAUCUACCCUCCAGUGAACGUAUUGCCUUCCUUGUCUCGUCUGAUGAAGUCCGCCAUCGGUGAGGGCAUGACCAGGAAGGACCACUCUGACGUCUCUAACCAACUGUACGCGUGCUACGCCAUCGGUAAGGACGUCCAAGCUAUGAAGGCUGUAGUGGGUGAGGAGGCUCUAACGCCAGACGAUCUGCUCUACCUCGAGUUCCUUACCAAGUUCGAGAAGAACUUCAUCACACAGAGCAACUACGAGAACCGUACCGUCUUCGAGUCUCUGGACAUUGGCUGGCAGUUACUCCGUAUCUUCCCCAAGGAGAUGCUCAAGCGUAUCCCAGCCUCCAUACUGGCUGAGUUCUACCCGAGAGACUCGCGCCACUAGCCUCCUCAUCUGACUCUCCCCGGACCGACAAAUUAGCCAUACGUACCCCUUGAAACAUUUAAGUAUUGCUCGGUCUUGCCAUACUUUGAAUUGUAAAUUUGAGCCUUGUUUUUAUAUAAUUUACAUACAAGCAGAUUCUUUUAUGGAAGUAUGGCAACACUAUUUAAUAUUUUAAGUAAUAUCAAUAUUUCUUUUCUUCAACACUAUGAUUUAAAGUUUUGAGUAAUGUCGAUAUUUCUUUUAUUUUUUUGUGGCUAAAUUAAAGUGUACAACGAUUUUAUUUAGCGGAGAUUAUAUUUAUAUAUUUUUUUGUUAUUUAUUACCUCUGCGAGUUAGCUUGUCGGAUCGCGGUACUUGUAAGAUAUUAUACUGUUUACUAGUAAGUUGUUAAUAGUUUAUUAAUAAUGUGUAUUACAUGUAUUACAAUCAAAUACAAAAUUAUAACAAUCGUGUUGCUUUAUUAGAGAGAAAUGUUUAAGGUACAGCCAUAUAACUAUCGCUACGUAAAGGGAAAUUUUGCCGUCUCGUGUAUAUAUUUUCUUCUAAAGUAGUAGAUUUUGCUGGACGAAACGAUAAAAAUAAAUAAAAAUAAAUGUAUUUUGUUAACCGCUGGUGCUUAACACACGAAUAUUUAUCUGUUUUCGUGCACAAAUUGUUGAAGUGUGUUCAUUGAUAUUUAAUCUAUAAAUUAUACAACAUCGCGAUGUGAUAUUUCUGAAAAUGGUAACAGUUUGUGACAGAAUGUUAUUUAUGUAAAUAGCAAUAAAUUCAUAUAGCCCCGUAACACAAUGUUGCAUUCCAUUCGAGUCCUCUGUUCACUCUAACUUAAAUUCUAUAUUCAAUAAAUAAGUGAAUUAGGACAAUGUUGUUUUAUGGAAAUAAAAAAUAUAGAAGUUUAA